AUGUCGCAAUCGCUGACGACCCGAGUGUCGCCAUGCUGCUGGAGGACACUGUUCAGUGAGCUCCGGCCACAAAAACAGGCCCGCAGAACCUAUGUCCAGCUCCAGCGCGGCCCCGUCACAAAACUCGAACUUCCUACAAAUCUACCCCCAGCCUAUUGGUCGCAACUACCAGAGCGACUACGGCCAGACCGAGUCCGGCGAGAAAUCAUGAUCUACAAACCACCCGUGUCCGCCGCAAAGACAUGCAAGGAUCCGGUGGCCCUGAUCGAGCAACAACAACUAUCCAUCCUCGACCCGACAGGGGCGCGGUCGCGGCUGUUCUCCAAGACGAACCUGGAGCGCGCCAAGGUCGGCGACAUCCUGUACACGACGUUCAAGUCCGGCGAGCCGUUCGCGGGCGUCAUCCUCUCAAUCAAGGGCUCGGGCCCGCACGCCUCGGUCCUCCUCCGCAACCACCUCACCAAGAUCGCCGUCGAGAUGAGCAUCAAGAUCUACAGCCCGCUCGUGCAGAGCAUGGAGAUUGCGCAGCGUGCGCCCAAGAGGAAGCGUAGGGCCAGACUCUACUAUAUGCGUAAACCGGAGCAUGAUCUGGGGAGUGUGCAGAAGGUCGUCGAUCAGUAUUUGAGGCAGCGGGCCUUGUUGACCGGUGGUGGUGGUACUGCUGGGAGGACGACGGGCCACAGUCGCGGUGGCUUCAAGGGGAAGAAGGGGAAGAGAUAG
Messenger RNA from Exophiala bonariae, 720 nucleotides. RefSeq lists its product as uncharacterized. Gene Ontology annotation, cellular component: ribosome; mitochondrial large ribosomal subunit. Gene Ontology annotation, molecular function: structural constituent of ribosome. The transcript is spliced from 2 exons. The coding region runs from base 1 to 720 and encodes 239 amino acids. The record is from RefSeq and is a predicted model, not a curated record. Gene Ontology annotation, biological process: translation. NCBI's taxonomy places the organism in Eukaryota, Fungi, Ascomycota, Eurotiomycetes, Chaetothyriales, Herpotrichiellaceae.